Solanum stenotomum is the source of this 1527-nucleotide messenger RNA. RefSeq lists its product as uncharacterized. The transcript is spliced from 3 exons. The coding region runs from base 1 to 1440 and encodes 479 amino acids. Lineage: Eukaryota; Viridiplantae; Streptophyta; Magnoliopsida; Solanales; Solanaceae. The record is from RefSeq and is a predicted model, not a curated record. Gene Ontology annotation, molecular function: acetylglucosaminyltransferase activity.
AUGCAAAAUUUUCAUUUUUCUAACAAGACACAAUAUAAUUCCACCAAUAAAUUCAAGAAUCUCAUUAUAAUAUCAUGUUUUAGUUUCAUAAUUUAUUUUGUUUGUUCCAUUUUUCUAGCUCCAAAUAAGCAUUUUCAUACCUCAACUUCAUUACAAAAUGAUGAAAAUAAUUUAUCAUCACAAACAAAUCUUGAUCAUGUUGUUUUUGGGAUUGCAUCAAAUGAGUUAUCUUGGUCUAAAAGAAAAGAAUAUGUUAAACUUUGGUGGAAGCCUAAAAAAAUGAGGGGUUGUGUGUUUCUUGAAAAAAUACCACAUUUUUCAUCAAAUGAUACAAAUGAUGAUGAAUCUUUUUUGCCUAAAAUUUGCAUUUCUGAGGAUACUUCUGAUUUUAGAUAUACACAUAAAGGUGGGACCCCAUCAGCUAUACGUGUGGCACGUGUCGUUUUGGAGACAGUGAGGCUUAAUUAUACUAAUGUUAGAUGGUUUGUGUUUGGUGAUGAUGAUACAAUUUUCUUCCCAGAAAAUUUGGUUAUGACACUUUCUAAGUAUGAUCAUGGAUUUUGGUAUUACAUUGGGACAAAUUCAGAGAGUUUUAUGCAGAACAAGUUUUUUUCUUAUGAAAUGGCUUUUGGUGGAGCUGGUUUUGCUAUAAGUUAUCCAUUGGCUAAAGUUUUGGCUAAAGUUUUUGAUUCUUGUAUAGAAAGAUACCCUCAUUUGUAUGGAAGUGAUGGGAGAAUUCAUGCUUGUUUGUCUGAGCUUGGUGUUGGAUUAACUCGUGAGCCCGGAUUUCAUCAGAUGGAUUUUCAUAAAAAUGUGUUUGGAAUGUUGGCUUCACAUCCCAUUAGGCCAUUGGUAUCUAUGCAUCAUAUGGAAGAAAUUGAUCCUAUAUUCCCAAAUAUGACAACAGUGAAGGCUCUGGAGCAUUUGUACAAUGCUGCAAGCUUCGAUCCACAUCGAAUUUUGCAGCAAACAGUUUGCUAUGAUAGUUGGUUUUCUUGGACUGUGUCAGUGUCUUGGGGAUAUGCUGUUCAAGUGUUUGAUAAGCAUGUGCUUUUACCAAAUGUUCAGCGCGUACAAGAGAGCUACGCUCCCUGGAAAAGCAGCCAUUUAGGUGGAUUAUACGACUUUGAUACAAAGAAAUAUGAACUUGAUCCAUGCCGAAGGCAGCUUGUUUUUUUCUUGGACAAAGUUUCUUCAGGCAAAAAUGGAACUGAGACUAUUUACAAGAAGAAAACAUUUGAGAAAUGCAAAUUCGACAGGAGUUCACCUAGAAGAGUCGAAAAAAUCAGAAUGUUGUCAAACAAGUUAGUCCUUGAUAAACAACAGUUGCUUGCUCCAAGAAGGCAUUGUUGUGAUGUAUUACCUUCUACAUCGAGCAACGUUAUGGAAAUAGCAAUAAGAGAAUGCAAGGAAGAUGAACUAAUUCACAUGCAGCAUUAGUACAAUAUAUUCCUGAGACAUUCAGCAACCAUUUGAUGGUCUCCCGGCUAAUUGCCUGAUCUGAUCGCGCUCUAUUCUCAUGAAAUU